AUGCGGAGGUUCUUUCCACUGUUAGCUGGAAUCUUUAUUGUGCUGGUCGUUGGUCUUGUGCAGUGGAAAUGGGAGGUGAUAUCCAACAUUGACCUAUACAGACCACCAGUGCUGCAUGACCUAUACAGACCACCAGUGCUGCAUGAAGCUCCAGAGAUCGCGGAAACCAUUCAACAAAUCAAUGACUCCCGGCACCUCAUGGUGUCUGCAUUUAAGGACCAUCGUAAACGGGGGGUCAUACGGGUGAUUAGCAUUCUCAAAAGAUGGGCGCCCAAGAAGCUGUACUGUGUGCUCUGUGUUCAAGCUAACGCUAACGCUAACGCGAGGACUGAGGGAGAUGAGGCGUUUAGUCAGUGUGAGUCUUCAAAGGCAGUAGUUAAAAUACACAGUGACCACUUUGGCUUUCCUUACGGGACUUCGGACAUAUUGUGCAACAGUCCGUCGUCCUUUGAGCCCACACAUGUGGCCAUAUCAAAGGACCCAAUCGCUAUCGAGAAUUUAAAAUAUUUACCCAUUCAAAACCAGGAGCCCAAAGAUUCAUUUAAGUACAAUUUCACUGUGUGCAUAUCCAACCUCUUUGGUGAGUACAACAAUGCCCUUCAGUUUGUGCAGACCAUGGAGGUCUACAAGCUGAUUGGCGUUCAGCGAGUGGUCAUCUACAACACCAGCAGCGGGCCAGAUCUGGAGAAAGUACUCAAGCAUUACAGUAACGAGGGCAUGCUGGAGGUUGUUCCAUGGCCAAUAGACAAAUUCCUAAAGCCUUCAAAUGGGUGGAGGCGAAGUAAAUCACCUGGGCAAUUGCAUUACUACGGCCAGCUCGCCACGCUAAACGAAUGCAUAUACAGAUACAUGUAUCAGUCCAAAUACCUCCUCCUGAACGACAUUGAUGAGAUUGUCAUGCCUUACAAACAUGCCAGCCUGGGGGACCUAAUGAACGCCCUACAGAAACGCCAUCGUCACUCUGGGGUUUUCCUAGUUCAGAACGCCAUUUACCCCAAAACCCAGUUUGACGACAGCGGGCGCUUUAGCCGGCCUGAGUGGCAGAAUGUGCCCGAUAUAAAUAUCCUGGAGCACGUUUACCGCGAGCCUGGCCAGAGGAAAAUAUUCAGGGCCACUAAAAUGAUUAUCAAUCCUCGCUUUGUGGUGCAGACAUCCGUACACUCAGUCCUAAAGCACUUUGGACCCUCCGUCAUGGUCAGGUUUGAUGUCUGCCACAUAAUCCACGUCAAGAAACCUCGACGAAGGAAACUAGACAAAGACCAACUGCAGGAGGACAAGAGGCUUUGGGAGUUUGAGGAGAAGCUGCUACCCAACAUUAAUCGAGCACUUAAUGAGUCAGGACUCUUACUGUGA
Molecule: messenger RNA, 1353 nt
Organism: Engraulis encrasicolus (European anchovy)
Lineage: Eukaryota; Metazoa; Chordata; Actinopteri; Clupeiformes; Engraulidae
Exons: 1
Coding region: 1-1353 (450 amino acids)
Cellular component (GO): cytoplasm
Molecular function (GO): glycosyltransferase activity
Source: RefSeq, a predicted model, not a curated record